Molecule: messenger RNA, 189 nt
Organism: Prunus armeniaca (apricot)
Lineage: Eukaryota; Viridiplantae; Streptophyta; Magnoliopsida; Rosales; Rosaceae
Source: the annotation of a GenBank genome assembly
AUGACAUUGAUGGAUGAGUGCUCUGACAGGUUCGAAGAUCCAACAAAGAGAAGCGUAGGAUCUUCAGCAGGGAAGAAGGUGAGGACCUUCGGAGUUGGAAGAACCUGCAGAAGACAAGGAGGAAGAAGCAGUCGUCAUACUUCGGAUACCGGUGUGGUGCCUGCCGAAGGCUCUUCGAUGCUUAAGUAA